UCGCACGUUGGAUCUAUUGUCGAGGUGCGGAAAAGUAUAAUUUAGAAAUUGUUAGUUAUUAGAAAAAUCAGGAACACAGCCUAGAUACACAGCGCUCAUCAAGCAGCUUACAGCGGUAUUUGUGCACACAUGAGUUUAUCACCAAUGGAAAAGGUGCUGGAUUUACGUACCCGAUUAAAUUGCCUAUUUCUGAUUUCAUUACCUUUCGUGUGAAUAAAAAUGACGUGUGGUAUUUCACAAUACAGAAAGUAUCCAAAGUGGUGACUAGAUCGUAAAAAUGGCUAAAGCUAUCAAAGAAAAAAGCCGAAUCGAUGAACUUACGCAAAAGUUCCUAAAGAUACGCGAAAAUGCGCUCAAGAAAGGUCUUGACGACCAGGAGAUUAAAGAAACAUUUCUAUCGACUGACCCAACGGUGGAAAAUGGUUCUGACAAAUCAGUUCAAAAGAAAGGACUUAAAUCUCAAUACAAAAUACUAAACAGACCGUUAUUUCAGAUACAGUUAAUAGUAAUAGUUGCCUUCACCGCGAUAGGGUUUCAGUUGGGCGCGAAAGAAGCAGUGUAUGAUAUGGUUUAUGGCUCCCGUUGUGUAAUUGAUAUAAACCCAGUAAUAUCAGAAAUGGUACGACCACUUGCAAAUUGCAAAGUAUGCCGAGAUUUGAGAGCAGUGCCAAUAGAAAGAAAUCUUUCUGUGGAAACUUUUAUGGCAAAAUAUGCCUUUACUGGAGUGCCAGUUUUAAUUAAAGAUGCAACAAGCAAUUGGACAGCCAUGCAAACUUUUAGUUACAAUUUUUUUAAAGAUUUAUAUACAAACACUGAGGGUGCAUUUGACAUUACUGAGGAAGAAUGUCAAUUUUUUCCUUAUAAAACCGAGUUUCAAAGUCUAGAAGAGGCACUUAAUAUGACAGAUGCAAGAGUUGCUUUCGAAGAGGGAGAAAGGCCAUGGUAUUUUGGAUGGAGUAACUGUCAUGAAGGAAUAGCCAAGAUAUUAAGAAGCCACUAUGAACGACCUUAUUUUAUACCCAAAGAUUCUGAAUCUAGUACCAUAGACUGGAUGUUUAUGGGAGGAAGUGGGCUAGGAGCUUUCAUGCAUCUUGAUUAUGUUGAACGACCAUCGUGGCAGGCACAAAUAUCAGGGAAAAAAACGUGGGACCUUGUACCAAGUCCUGAAUGUGAAAAUAUUUGUCACUCAAUGAAUGUAACUGUUGAAAAAGGAGAUAUUUUUGUGGUUGACACUAACAUGUGGUAUCAUGCAACGUUUGUACAUCCUGGUGAAAUAAGUAUCACAAUAGGUUCAGAGUAUGAUUAAUCUGUAUAGAGUUUGCUUUCACAUUUCAUCUGGAAACACCACAAUCUAAAUGGAAGUAUUCAGCCACCAUAUUUGCUUAUUGAUGGUCUGCAGUUCUUAUUUCAUAUUCCAAUAAAAACUUUCCAUACACAAGUUUAUCACGGGGAAGUAAUAAACUCUUAUCCUCAUUAUUGUAAAUAAUUUGUAUUAUAUGUGAUAAAAAACGGAGAUGGUGUUAUGAUUAUGAAUACAUUUAUCAAACAGUAUAAUGUCUUCCAUUUAAUAUGUUAUUACCAAUAUAUAACCGUUAAUGGUGAAAUGAGUUUUUAAAAAAAAACAAAUCACCCUGUAUUUGAUUGUUUAUAGUCGCUGAUUGUCUAAGUUUUCACGACUCAAUUAACAUUUAAUUAAGAAAAUAAAUCAAAAUAUCAACAGUAGAUAUUGUCCUUCAGCUGGAUUAAGAGAAGGGUCCAUAAAGCUGAUUUUAGCAAAGAUCAUAGGUACUGCUGGCUUGUUUUGAUCGUAUUCUGUUUAUGUCGUCCACACAAGGUGCCGAAUGUUGACGAAGUUUCAAUUCAUCAUAUCUUUGAAUUGAACCAUAUUUAGACUGAUGUGCCUUUUAAAGAUUUAACUUUCACAAUAGUGUAGUUUGCAAGAAAUUCAAAAUCCCUCAAAUGAGGAUCAGUGACAUUAACUUCAUUUAUAUGAUUGUUUUUACAGCUUAUUACUCAAUAAUAAUAUUAAUCAAUAUUUUUAAAGGAGUGUUCAGUUUGUUUUUUUAUUGCUUAUUGCUCAAUUAAUUAUUAUAAUUAUUGCUCAAUAUCUAGUUACUACAUGCAUGCAUAUUCAAAUGUGUUUUAAUUCUUGUCAACUGCUUUUAUCUAAAGAGUGACUAUUGCUGGACAAUUUAUUAGAGAUAUACAAAACAUGUCUAACAUAGGCUACAGCUAUUACUUAAUUUAUUCAUAUUAGGUAUAUAGUUUAUCGACCUACCCAAAAUGGGGAUGAAAUAGAAUCUGUGUUGGUUUCAGAUUAAUCUAAGCUGAACUAUUGUGUAAAAAGGCUUUCAAUAAAAAAUCUGUUAUGGUAUAUAUAUUAUACUAAAAGAAUUAUGUGAAGUAUUGAAUGAGCAUAAGUAAAGGAGAUGGGGAGGGGGGACUCAUCCUCAUUUAUACGGGUAAUGUUCAAAGCAUGAAGGUAUCUUGGUUGUAGAUACAGGCCCGGCGGAGUGGGGGGGCUAGGGGGGGCUUUAGCCCCCCCAAUAAUUUGGCUGCAAGUACUCUUUUCUCCAGGUUAUUGCGGCCCCUGGACCCACGACUAUAAGGACCUAGGAUGGAAGCCCCCCCAAUCAAGAAUUGCUUCCGCUGGCCCUGAGAUACUCACCCUAGACCUCAAUCCUAUCCAUAAUAUUCAAAAUUAAAAACAAGAACUAGAAUUCAAUAUUGAUCUAUUUCAAACAAUAUUGAUGUUUUUAUCUUACUGUGAAAAUAUGGGACCCUAAUAUCCAAUAUUAAGGACUCAAUGAACGUUUUAAAAUCAGUACAUGGUGUUAUCUAUGGUUUUGAGUGACAUCUGUAAUAAACAAAUUGCUCAGUUUUAUUUGGAAAUACAAUUUAUAGAAAUGAUAAAUAUUUAUUUAUGAAGUUGCAUAUUAUAAUCUAUUAAGCUGAUAUGAUGGUUGUGAUAUUUGUGUAUAAAUUAUUGAUAAAUCUGUACAGUGAUCUGUUUCAUUGGUCAAGAUGAAAUUUACCAUAUAAAAUCAUUCCUGUUAUGUUACAAUGUUAGAUUACAUAUGUUUGUAAUGUUGUUUAAUGAUCUUUUCUUGUUAUUUAAAAUUUUAAGAUUUUAUUUGUCAUAUAUUACACUUUAACUUGGUAUCAUGUUUGGUUUUAAAUGAGUUCUGUCAAAAGGAUAAUAAUAAAAGUAUAAUGCUUUGCCUUGAA
Molecule: messenger RNA, 3228 nt
Organism: Patella vulgata (common limpet)
Lineage: Eukaryota; Metazoa; Mollusca; Gastropoda; Patellidae
Exons: 5
Coding region: 278-1306 (342 amino acids)
Source: RefSeq, a predicted model, not a curated record